GGAAAAUCCUGAAAGAUGGUCAGGAGCGUUUUUCACGCGGAUCAGAGUUUGCACAUUUCAAGAACCGCUGUUUCGCUUUGUCUCAGAGGUAGGCUGAUGUUACAGAGCUACGUAGGAAAGACUCCACAUACGUUCCUUUGGUUAUCGGGUUUGAGUCCCGUAGUUUGAAGUCGUGCUGAGUAAAUCCCCGAUACUGCUUAUGGUCGCGCAGGAGAAAACGGACUCGGACAGGAUGGAUGGACUGAGGGGGAAGGGAAAGAGCGGAGGUUACGAGUAGAGAAUAACGGUGUGGUGUUGCUGCACGACCGAGUGCGACUCAGUCAAAACAAUUCAGCGCUUUCACAGAAAGGAAACCGAAUUAGCGUGUUUCGUCGUAUCAUGAGGCAGUAAUAAAGGGACAAACGCACGCCUUGAGGUUUCAACCCGGGGGAAUCAAGGAUGCCGAGAAUGAUUUGCUGAUCCGGUUCGAAGACUGUCCUUAGUUUGAGUCCCAUACACACACAGUCAAGCCUGUACACAAACAUUCAACAGACAGCUGUCAUAAACACAUACCAUUCAGAGAUACGCCGCCAUGGCCAAUAUAUAUCCGUACGGCUGCUUCACUCAUGCUGUCGUCAGAAGUAUCCCAGAAUCCUUUGGGAAGUUGGCAGAGGGCGGAGAAGGGUUUCAGACGGACCUCGCCAAGGCCCAGCGUCAGAUGGGGGUGCUGACGGGCGCUCUGAGGCAAAAGGUUGGGCUGCAGCUCAUAGAAAUCCCAGCAGACUCCGAGCUGCCCGAGAGCUGGCGGAUCGAAGACAUCGCUGUGAUCCAGGGCGACACGGCGCUCGUCACGCGACCCUUCAAACAGCAGAGACGCGCUGAGGCAGAGGCUGUGCGGCGCGUCCUGAACGAACUCAAACUGACGGUGGUGGAGAUGGGCGAUGAGGAGGGCGGGUCUGGUGGAGCCACUCUAGAAGGAAGCGAUGUCCUUUUCACAGGGAAAGAGUUCUUUGUGGGCAUUUCCAAACACACCAAUCACCGUGGGGCGGAAGUUUUGGCCGACACCUUCAAGGACUUCGCUGUGUCCACUGUGCCCGUGUGUGGAGGCUCUCGCCUGAAGAACAUCUGCUCCAUGGGUGGCCCCGAUACCAUCAUCAUCAGCAGCAGCGACGGGGCCAAGAAAACACUCAGAGUGAUGGAGCAGCUGACUGACCAUCACUAUGAGAUCUUGUCUGUACCCGAAGACGUCGCUGCUAACUGCAUUUACAUCAGAGGUCCUGCCAAAGUGGACUACCUCCUGCACCCCACAGCGGAGGAGUGUCCCAACAGUGUCCCUGCUUUCCAGCGUUUGACCGACUACACCCUGCUGCCCAGCGCCUGCAGCGAAGCCUCCAAACUCGGGGCGGCACUGUCCUCCCUUUGCCUGCUUAUCAACAAGAAACCCAACUAUUAAGACACUCGAGUACAAUCACUGCAUAGUCAUAUUUACUUUGUUUACAUCUUUCCUUUCCUUUGUGCAUUCGCUUCAGUCUGAGGUUUUAGGGGUAGAAACGGCCCGGUUAGACCUGGUUCGCUAUCGUCUGCAACUAUCCUUAUGUUUCUCAUAGGCUUUAAUUCCUCAGCUACGCAGGUUUGUUUAGAUUUGUAUAAUGGACACACAUUAUGAGAGUAUUAUAAUAAAUGGCCUUGAAAUAAACAUCAGAUGAACUGUUCACUCAAAGUAAGAGUUCACCCUCUCCUGAGGAGUUUUUUGUUUUAAUUCAGGGCUCUCCAUUCUGGAUCUCAAGCUCCAACCUUGACCAAACUCACCUGCCUUUUUAGCAGUCCUUGAAGACCUCCAUCUGCUUGUUCAGGUGUUUCGGAUCGGGGUUGUGGACCUCCAGCGCCAGAGCUGAGAAAUCCUGUUCUAAUGUUCUGCUAUUAAAGGCUGCCACAUACAAUGUUUGAAUUGCUUUUCCCCUAUUAAGAUGGGCGUGUUAGUGGAUAAGUCUGAUUAUCUAGUCCAGCACAGAACCAGUUUCUUGUUCAUGAAGGUGUCCAGGAAGGGAUGGGUUUGGUUCAUUGAUGUUUACUGUGCUCAUCUAACCAAAACCCUCAUAUUAACCCGUGAGAAUAUCGUAGCAUGUAGAGUACUUGUGAGAACGUGAAGUAUGUUGUAGGGCCACAAGAUUAUUUUUUCAAGGUAACGGCAUCCGUACAUUUUGUAGUGUCGCUGUAAUGAUUUUUUUUUUUUUUCAGUUGUUCCAUUACUGAUGUCGUAACAGUAAUGUAAAAAUUACUUUUUUUGCACUUGUAUAGUGAUACUAUUAAUAAAAUCAUUUGGGUAAAAUACUUUUUAAAAAUAAUUAGAUGAACUAAAUUUCUAGUAAAGAUGGAGUGAGUGAGAAUAGGCAGUUUAGUGUUACAAGAUUAAUUUACAACAAAACACAAAUGGCUUCAUUUUUAAAAUUCUCAGUUGUAAGAUAAAUAAUUAUGAUAUCUAUUAUUCCAAUAAAAAUCAAUUUCAA
This is a messenger RNA of Labeo rohita (rohu), 2486 nucleotides long. RefSeq names its product dimethylarginine dimethylaminohydrolase 2 (gene ddah2). NCBI's taxonomy places the organism in Eukaryota, Metazoa, Chordata, Actinopteri, Cypriniformes, Cyprinidae. The transcript is spliced from 6 exons. Gene Ontology annotation, biological process: positive regulation of nitric oxide biosynthetic process; arginine metabolic process. Gene Ontology annotation, molecular function: dimethylargininase activity; amino acid binding. The record is from RefSeq and is a predicted model, not a curated record. Bases 572 to 1432 code for a protein of 286 amino acids.